Messenger RNA from Dermacentor andersoni, 3555 nucleotides. RefSeq names its product meteorin-like protein. NCBI's taxonomy places the organism in Eukaryota, Metazoa, Arthropoda, Arachnida, Ixodida, Ixodidae. Gene Ontology annotation, molecular function: hormone activity. The record is from RefSeq and is a predicted model, not a curated record.
AUGUUCGCCGUGUGCAGCACGCCGACCGAUCCCACCAAGCGACCACCGAAGGCUCCUCAGAAGAGCCUCUGCGCUGGUUUGCGGCGCAGGUCGUUCGUUGCGUGGUGGUUGGUGUAGUGUUCCUUUCUUCUGCUGCGCGCGGGAUUGAAUCCGCGCGGAUGGUUGUGCGUCGUCUGCUCUCGUGAAGUGCUUUGUUUGUGGUGACGUUGCCGUCUGUUCGGGGGCGACAAAAGAGGCAGCGGUCGUCGGAUAUAUACGCACGUCCGACGUUGCUGCGAGAGUUGUGGAGAUGGCCCGGCGGCGACCCGAUUCGUCAAUGACGGCUCUCUGCUGACACGGCGUCGACAUGGAAUGUAACAGCCCCGGAAGGCCGCCUCUCUUGGGUUGGCCCUCGGUGUCGAACUCGUCGGUGCGAUGGGUGCUGUGCGCUGUAUUUCUUCUGCUCGCUAUGGGACAGUGUGUCGUCUGCAACGACGCCGGCUGUGACUGGGAUGGCAGUGGUCUCAGGUCUUCGGACGCUUCGUCGGCGAGGUCGUCGCACCGGUGGCUCAAGUCGCGCUCCGUGGUGCCGGUGUACCUGCGCUGCGACCAGGGCCGCGUCACGUGGAAGUACCCGCGCGGAGCCCUGCGCGUCCUGCUCCGCCUGGGCGGAACCGGAAGCGGGGGCGCCCGCGACUUCCGGGCCUGCAUCAAGAUCGACGCCAACUCGACGGGCGCCGCGGUCCAUCUGGAGGGCCACCGCAAGCUCAUCCCUAUACACAAGGGUCAGUCAUCGCCGCGCGGAGCAGACGACGACGAAGUGCGGCGCUGCUUCACCUCUUACAAGGGCCAGGUGGCACUCUUUCUGGAGGCCACGCCCGAGACCAAUCACCUGCUGAGCAGGGACACCUUUCGCCUCUGGUACCACCUCACGCCAGUGAUGUCGCAGCGGGACCUCGAGGACGAAUUGGCCGAAUGCAGACCGUGUACGGACAGGGAACUCCUGCAUCACUACUGCUCCAGCGAUUUCGUUGCGGAAGGCGUGGUGGCUUCCCUGAGGCAUGUGCAUCGGCGCGACGUCACCGAGAUCACGGUGUCCGCUUCACGCGUCCACAGGGAUUCCAUCGAGGAGCCCGCAUUCCUGCCCGGCAACGACAGGAAAAUGGCGGCGGUGCUGCACCGCCCACUCAAGUGUGGCACCCGCGCCGGAAGCGGACACUUCUUGUUCAUCGGCGUACAUAUGCUGGGAAAGCCCACAAUGCGCUGCGCGCCCAGACUUCAGUACUGGAGGAAGCUGAGGGACCGUGCUACGAGAGACGGGACGAGCAUGUGCACCCUGCUCUGAUCAUCAGCGGAUCGUGCCAAAAGGAACCGUCGAGCUGUUUCGUCAUCUGUGACACUCCAUGCGCUGGCUACUGGACUAGCCGCAUCCGAUUUCCGAGCGUCCGUGACGGAAGCGACAGCAGGUGUCGUCUGCUUCAAACAGCGGCCUACGUGCACUGCCAGGUUUCGGAGGCCACGCUCCAACAUUGCAGGCGUCCGCGAAAAGAUCGUCUGGAGAGAUUUAACCUUAUCCUGGCAUUCCCCGACGGGUACGGCUGGAUGUGCCGUCUGCUCCGCAACAUCAACGACGAAGACCUUCCGUAACUGACUUCUGCUUUUCGAACGUGCCGUCUCCUGAGGUGGUGAAACGCCUGCUUCUCUUCACCACGAGGGAAGCUUCUGGAUAUGGCUCCGGCUUUCCUAACGGCCGAAGCGGAAAGCUUUGGAUGUUUGGAACACCGACGAGGAAAACAUCUGAAAAGAUGACCUCUGCUGUUGCAAAACCCACGCAUUGUCUCAUUGAUUCGUUAUUGGUGCAGCUUGGUGCUUUUCUAGACGUCUGUUCUCUGACGUUAUAAACCAGUGUUUGACAACGAACUGCGUGCACCCGUGUCAAAAGUGCGCGCCUGAUUGUUACGAUGAUUUGAAAAGUUUAUGUACUGUAUGUAUCUACGUGCAAGGAUAGGAAGGACAAUUAUUUUGGAAAGCACUGGCAAAAGUCAAUACGGCGAAGUUUUGUGUGUGUGUGUGUGUGUGUGUGUGUGUGUGUGUGUGUGUGGGCAUCGUACGGCUUGUUGCCUUCAGCGUUCCACACCGUCUGUAUUUCUCGGUUCAUAGCCUCCAGUAUUUUUGCAAUGCCUUCAAAGUCGCUCCGUAUUGCAUGGGAGGCACUGGUCUACUGUGGCGGAGCCACGUACCGUUUCGUUAUUUCGACCCUGUUGCUAGAGCAUGUACAACUUUUACUGCGCUCCCCCGCUUUCGCAUGACGUGCGAUGACAAGAACGUUGACGUGACCCUUAUCUUGCCCCAUAUACUGAUCAUCUACUUAAAGCCCCUUAAGCUUCGUAAAGUAGUGCCACGCCUUGAAGAAUGCCGCCUCCUCCUCGCGCGCUCUGGCCGAGGCCGACGCCGCGUCGCUGUUGGCCUAAUAGCAUCACGUGGGCCCUCACGCCGUGCAUCAGCGCCAUUUUUGCUCGAGAAGUGUCUACUGAGUGGCGAGGAGCGCAUGUUGGCGGCGUUGCUAUGCUCGAGCAGUUUAGGCGGCGCCACGGUCGAGGAGGCAGCGUGAAAGAGAGGAGAAACGAGGAGGAGAGUGUCGCUACUCUACGAAGUUUAAGGGGUUUUACAUCUACUGGAAAAGCUGCGCCCUCUCAGUAACCCCUUGUUUUAGCGUCACUGUGCAAAUAUUGAAAAAAGAAAAAUACCGGAGGCUAUGCUUUGCUGCUCCGCAAUAUGAUCCGCCAAAUGGACUCGUAACAACAGUAUAAUUAUUAUGGUAUACUGUAUAGCUUUCUCUAACCGAGUUUUAGCGUAGCCAAGCGGAUUUUUAAGGCAGCUGUGUUGCUGCCUACUUAUCGCCCGAUUUAUCAGUGCCAAAGGUGCUGCUAAGUGUUGCAGAUUGCCAGGUCUUACCUGCUUUUUCAGAAGAGCAGCCCAGGCGACCGAGAUACUACAAAAGUGCAAUGUCAGCGUGUAAAUACCGAACUAUACAGAUUCUUAUGUAAAUAUUUCCACGUGAAGGAGGCGAAAGCGUAAAGAUUAGAAAGGCGGAAGUGUACAGGAAAAUAUAUAUAUUUUUUGCGCUUGCGGCAAUUUUUGUAAACUUUUUAUUAACGCCGGCUUGGCAACGUUGCUGAUCUCUCAUUGUUCUGCUGUCGUAGAAAUGUACUGAAGGAAAAGUUCGUGGCAAGUACGAUUGUGUUUGGCUUUUGUCCGUAAUGCGCACCGUCGCUUACUGCGUUAACCUGGUGCUAUAUUUUUCUUGCUUGACUGGUGCAAUCGGGCCAACCUAGCCAUUUGUUCAGAUUCCAAUGGAAUGAAUUUGUUUGACUUAAUGCCUGAAUUUUUCUCGGAACACAAGCAAAAGAAAAGUAUGCAUGUAAGCAAAGGGGGCAAAAAAAAGAAGCCUGCCUUUAGUAAACGUGGCCCAAUAACGCUUGUUGCAUAGUGUGCCUAUGUAGAUACGAACGAUGAUGUACAGCGCUAUGUAUCAUACUGUAGAUAGUCCAGAAUAAAGUACGUGUUGUUGCAGAA